AUGGCCAAUGCUGUCACUAUGGGAGCGAGGUCACUCCCCUUCCACUCCGCACGUGUCAAUUCCCACGUGCCAUUCUCUCCCCCUCUCUCACUGGCAGCUUCCACCACCACCAGCAGCCACGGCUUCUUCCCCAAGCUUAAUUUACACUCCGGCCACUGCCACCGCCCAAAUCAAACGACACUGGCCAGGGCGUCGUAUGAGGAAAGAAACAGCCUCGUCCCUUCCGACGACGCUGAAGAUGGCGUCUUGCUUGGGACCAUGAAAUUGCCCUCGGAUACCGACGUUCCCAGAUUCCAGAUCUUGCUCUUCCAGUGGGCUAAUAGUCUCGCCCAAGGAGCUAACUUGCCUCUCCCUUCUCCUUUAAAGGUGGACAAAAUUGCAGGUGGGACUAGAUUGGGUUUUAUUACGAUUGGGGACGGGGAGACUGAGGUCCUUGUGUACAUAGAUUGCUUGGUUUUUCCAGCAGAUGCUGAUUCUGGGCCGAUUUUCCGAGCUGUGAGAAAUGGACGCUUGAAGGAUAAGACGCCUCCUGGUGAGCCAAGAAUCAUGAGAAGUCUUAUGCAGGCUCUUCAGAAGUCGGUUGAAAUCGCUAGAGUGUAA
Messenger RNA from Prunus armeniaca (apricot), 600 nucleotides. The record is from the annotation of a GenBank genome assembly. Lineage: Eukaryota; Viridiplantae; Streptophyta; Magnoliopsida; Rosales; Rosaceae.